AUGCUUCAUGUUUGGAGUACUUCUGGGAAAGAGCUGGCCGCUACUCGAGCAAACGAGUUCGAGCAUGCACAGGCUCUGAAGAAGCACCUGCGUGGACUGCAUGGUUACCCCGUGUGUAUGCAGCAACUUGUGCAUAACGGAAACAUCUUGGUUGAUUACACCAAGCUGGAGGGCAAGAUGGAUCUACAGUUGGUUUUGCAGCCCAUCAACUUCAGUAACCAGACUGCACGUCUUGCCAAAGAUGAACUGGCCUGGGCUGCUCAGUGUAAUCGUGAGGACACGGUUCGCUUCUUGCUAGACGCUCGUGUCAACCACGACUGUCGUCACCAAAACGGUAUGACAGCCCUAAUGUUCGCAUGUGCCAGUGGUUGUUUGGAGGUUGUACGCUUGUUGCUCGAAGCUGGUGCUGCCCAUGAUUUGGCAAACUUUAUUGGCAAGACACCCCUCGUGCUGGCAUCCGAGAGGGGGCACUUGGAGGUUUUACGCUUGCUGUUGGAAGCCGGCUCCAGUAAGGAUUGCACAGAGCCAGGAGGCGGCAAGACAGCCCUGAUGCUUGCAUGUAACGAGGGCCACUCGGAGGUUGCACGCUUGCUGUUGGAAGCUGGUGCCAAGAAAGACUGGACAGACCGUGGUGGCAAAACAGCCCUAAUGCUCGCAUCGAAUCGUGGUGACGUGGAGGUUGUACGAGAGCUGCUGGAAGCUGGUGCUGAAAAAGAUUCUGUUGACCAUAACGGUGCGACAGCCGUGAAGCUCGCAUGCGAGGGGGCUCGCUUGGAGGUCGCACGCUUGCUGCUGACAGCUGGUGCUGCAAAAGAUUGCGUAGUCCCUGGCAGCAGGACACCCCUAAUGCUCGCAUCUGACCGAGGUCACUUAGACGUUGCACGCUUGCUGCUGGAAGCUGGUGCUGGCCAGAACUGCUGCGACCGUUUCGGCAGGACAGCCCUGAUGUAUGCCUCCAUGAGUGGUUCUUGGCAGGUUGCCAGGUUGCUCCUCGAAUCCGGUUCUGAGAAAGAUUUCCGGAAUUCUCGGGGCUGGACAGCCCUAAUGUACGCAUCCCAGAGUGGUUCCUUGGAGGUUGCACGUUUGCUCCUGGAAGAUGGUGCGGACACGAACUCGAAAACCUGUAAUGGCAUUACACCCCUAAUCCUCGCAUCUGAUAGGGGUCACUUGGAGGUGGCACGCUUGCUGCAAGAAGCUGGUGCUGACAAAAACUGGAGGGAGGACGAGCUCGGCAGGACAGCGCUGAUGUUCGCAUGUCAGCAUCGUCACUUGGAGGUUGGACGCCUGUUGCUGGAAAAUGGUGCUGACAAGAACUGCUGCGACCAUGAAGGCAUGACACCCCUAAUGCACGCGUCCAGGAGUGGUUUCUUGGAGGUUUUACGCUUGCUGUUGGAAGCUGGCUCUAAUACGGAUUGCACAGAGCGGGGCGGCAAGACAGCCCUGAUGCUUGCAUGUUACGAAGGGCACUCGGAGGUUGCACGCUUGCUACUGGAAGCUGGUGCUGAGAAAGACUGCGCAGACCGUGAUGGCAACACAGCCCUAAUGCUCGCAUCUAAAUGUGGUCACUUGCAGGUUGUACUCUUGUUGCGCGGAGCUGGUGCAAAGAAGAGGCUGCUUUGA
Molecule: messenger RNA, 1620 nt
Organism: Symbiodinium necroappetens
Lineage: Eukaryota; Dinophyceae; Suessiales; Symbiodiniaceae
Source: the annotation of a GenBank genome assembly